UUGACUUCUUCUAUUUCCCUGUCCAAACUCCAAAGCAUAUUCUCCAAUUCCCUUUUCCUUUCUUUCUCAAUUCUCACCUUUCCAUCGCAACGACAACGCCAAAAGCCCAAUCGCAUCGCAAUAAAUCCUUGGACCCGAAACCAAACAAGACCUUACUCGUUCUCUUCUUCUCCCUUCCGCUUUCUCAUUCCCUCGUUUUCCUUUCGCUCGAAGCUGAAACAAAGGAAAAACCACCGAUCGCGUGAUGAGUAACGAUUGGAUUUGGCUACCGUCGCUGUAUUCCGAUCCCGACGCCUUCUCCUAUUUGGAUCCCUUCGUGCACCGCACUUUCGCCGGCUCGCACUUCCUGCAUUCGCUCCUGGACAAUUCCAGAAGCUUCGCGCUCGAGGAGGCGUUCGGACACGUGUCGCGAUUCGCCGGCGCGUUGCUCAUGUGGCUCUCGCGCGCGUCCGGUUCCAAUGUCGCGCGCUCCUUGCGCGGUUCUCCUCCUCCUCCUACUACUUCGUUUGGUACCGUGCAGCUUAAGGCUGUGUCGUCGAAUGUGCGCGUGUUCGGGUUUCCGGUAGGGCCGAAGAGGAAGUCGCGUUCGCCUCUGCGGUUGGGGAAGAUUUCGAGUUUGGCGGUGCGGGUGAUUUGGAGAGAGGUCGAGAGGUUUAAGUCGUUUCCCGUUCUGUCGCUCGCUGCUGCGUUGGUGCCGCCGUUUCAAAACUUGUCAUCAAAUGUACUAGGUAGCCCGUUGCAGAAUCCUGAUGUGAAAAUGUAUGGAGCCAUUGACCAAAUGUCUAAGGAGGUUGAAGGCCAAGGAUGUCCGUUCCUAUCGUUUAUCGAGUUGAGCCAGACAAAACCUGCGGUGGAGCCUAAAACUGGCAUUGAAUUUCCUUUGGUUCUAGACAAUAUAUUUGCUGGGGAGAAAAGUUACGGAUUCAACUUUGAGGUCCUGGUUGGAACAGGAUCCCGAACCAUGACAAUUGUUAAAAUCAAGUCACUGAAGGUCUAUGCUUUUGGAUUUUAUGUUCAUCCAUUCUCUCUCUGUGAGAAAUUGGGGCCAAAAUACGCAUCAAUUUCUGCCGAUGAACUGAAUAACCGUGAUGACUUCUACAAGGAUCUUCUCAGGGAGGAUAUCAAUAUGACUGUCAGGCUUGUUGUAAAUUGCAGGGGUAUGAAAAUUAACAGCGUGAAAGAUGCUUUUGAAAAAUCACUACGAGCUAGAUUAGUAAAGACAAAUCCAUCCACGGACUUUGAUUGCCUAAGGACAUUUGGUUCAUUCUUCACGGAGAAUAUCUCCAUACCUUUGGGUACAGUAAUUGAGUUCAAACGAACAGUUGAUGGACGUCUGAUCACUAAUAUUAGUGGCAAUCAGAUAGGAAGUGUCCACAGCAAAGAUUUGUGUCGGGCUUUCUUUGACAUGUACAUUGGAGAUCUCCCCGUGUGCGAACAAACUAAAAAAGACAUCGGCAUGAACGUUGCGAAUAUUAUUAGGAGGUGCUAAACUGAUUCAUUUUCUAUCCAGUUGUCCUACUUUUAAAAUGGACAAUUGGACACGGGUGGCAUGGCAUAUACCCUAACUUAUAGUAGAAUCAUUGGUUUCGUGAAAUUGAUUUAAACCUGCAUUCAAAAUCAUAUGCAGGCAUUACUUUUCACGGUUUGCCUUUUGAAUCAUAGAAGUCUUUAGGAUACCUUAAAUUGAAAUGUCAUAGAGCAAAGUACGAUAGUACAAGUGGUUUGUCACUCAUUUGUGUUCCUUAACCAAAGAUCGAUAUUCAAUCACUGGCCUGGACAGGGAAUUGCAAUUGAGAUUACCACUUUAUAUAUAUAGAAGUCGAAUCCGUGAAAAGGAGUUACAGAAAAUUGGAAUUCUUAUUUUUUAUAUCAUUAUAUUCAUCUUCUUAAUGUCCGUAUCCCUCUUGUUAGAUGUAUACUUAUAUUUUAAAUAAUGAAAG
Messenger RNA from Cajanus cajan (pigeon pea), 1940 nucleotides. It is a transcript of the gene FAP2, whose product is annotated as Chalcone-flavanone isomerase family protein. Lineage: Eukaryota; Viridiplantae; Streptophyta; Magnoliopsida; Fabales; Fabaceae. The record is from RefSeq and is a predicted model, not a curated record. Gene Ontology annotation, molecular function: fatty acid binding; intramolecular lyase activity. Gene Ontology annotation, cellular component: chloroplast stroma.